This is a messenger RNA of Eriocheir sinensis (Chinese mitten crab), 3710 nucleotides long. RefSeq names its product galactoside alpha-(1,2)-fucosyltransferase 2-like. Lineage: Eukaryota; Metazoa; Arthropoda; Malacostraca; Decapoda; Varunidae. Gene Ontology annotation, biological process: carbohydrate metabolic process. Gene Ontology annotation, molecular function: galactoside 2-alpha-L-fucosyltransferase activity. The coding region runs from base 313 to 1923 and encodes 536 amino acids. The transcript is spliced from 8 exons. The record is from RefSeq and is a predicted model, not a curated record. Gene Ontology annotation, cellular component: membrane.
UGCACAAGAGUGUGGCAGCUAGUCAGAACAUCACCUCUUCCGCAGAUAUCUUCUCUUAUAUAGCAAUGAACGGUGCAUUUUGUCAACAAAAGCCACGCGCACCUGUGCUGCGGAAUUGCACAGGUGUAUGUAUAAUAUUUGGUGAAAAGUAAAAUCGUUUGUAACGUGGACUUGUCAGUAGAGCGUGUGGCUUCACGCGUGUUUGUGUACUCGUGGCCAGCAGUUGCAUCAACAUUGCCUCCCUGAGAAGUGGACUUGACGGUGGUGCGUUGCACGAAGUUGAGGCAGACGCCUGAGGAGCUGCCUCCUGAGAUGUGGAGGUGUGGUGUUCCACUGCCCCGCGGCCAGGGCGGGCGUCGCUGCGUGAUGCUGGCGAUGAUGGCUGUGAUGGUGCUUUUCCUCCACCUCCUCGUCCACCGCCGCGUGGUAGAGCCCUUCACUUUUCUUCGGCUGCGGAAUGGUGUGGUCGAAGAUGUGCUUGGUCCAGAGCCUCUGCAGGUCAACCCCCGGGGCCCAGCGACCGCAACUUCACUCUCAGUCACAGCCUGGAAAGGAGACAAUGCGACCACUCAAAGCACAACGACCACAACGUCACACCCAACCAUGGUCAAGAAAGGAAACAAGGUGACCACUCAAAGUACAACGACCACAACGUCACGCCCAACCACAGUCAAGAAAGGAAACAAGGCGACCACUCAAAGCACAACGACCACAACGUCACAGCCAACCACAGUCAAGAAAGGAAACAAGGCGACCACUCAAAGCACAACGACCACAACGUCACAGCCAACCACAGUCAAGAAAGGAAACAAGGCGACCACUCAAAGCACAACGACCACAACGUCACGCCCAACCACAGUCAAGAAAGGAAGCAAGAUGACCACCCGAAGCACAACGACAUCAGCGCCACGCCCAGCCACUGUCAAUGAAAAAAUCAAGGCCACCACCGUGAAGAAGGAAAACCCCUUUAAGAAUCAGGUCAUCCUGAAUGAAUGGCCUCCAAAGGUAAAGUUUCCACUGAUGUUGUUCAACAAUCCGGGUCGCCUCGGGAAUCGACUUAACUCGUACGCUGUCGCCCUCACCUUCCACGCCGCCCACAACGCCACCGCCACCACGGCCGUCACGCGAGACUCCAUGAACCAGCUGGUGACCCUCCUGGACACUACCCGCCUCACUCUGCCCGUUGUAGAUGGAAACCUUGUAAACGAGGCGCGGAAGAAGGGGGCGCAUGUGUCGGUUGGUAUUCCCAGCUGGAAGAAGAACGACAUGAUCAGCCACCUGGAGCCGGCCUACCAGAGGGGCGAGAAGGAGUACCGAGAGACUGGCAAGCCGAAGAUGUACUCGCUCGAAGGAUACCCCAACCGCAUGUAUCUGCUGGCGGGGCACCACGACACCAUCCGCGCCGCCUUCAGGUUCAAAGAAGACUUAAAGCAGAAGAUCGCAAGGUUCCUGGAGGGGGUGCGGGAAAGGAGGGGCCGUCGGGACAUCACCUUCGUCGGCUUCCACAUUCGGAGGACGGACUACACGUAUCAUAUGGAGAGAUUCUUCAAGUGCAGUCUGCCGGGCCCUGCGUUCUACCAGUCGGCCUUGAACCAUUACCGCGCCACCCUGAGGAACCCCGUCUUCGUGGUGGCCUCAGACGACCUGUCCUACGCGCGGCAGCACCUCAACACCAGCACGGACGUUGAGUUUACAGACAUGAAGACGGCGGCAGAGGACAUGGUGUUGCUGGGGUCCUGCUCCCACUCCAUCAUGACUGUGGGUACCUUCGGGUUCUGGGCAUCGUUCUUCGCGGGCGGGCAAGUCGUGUACCCGCUGAUCACGAACUGUACCUUGAAGCCCUUCGUUCACCCCGACCACCUGGGCCCGCGAGGCUACGAGAACUGGAAGGCCUUUGAUGUUGGCGGCGGCGGGCCAGUGUAGGGCAGGGCGCGGCGUGUUGAGCUGCGUUGGGUUGGGUGUGUGGAGAGUUGGGUACCGCUAUGUUGUGUAUUGCGUUGUUUAGUGUUGCGUCAGGUUGGGAAGCGCUGAGUUCUUGUUGCCUUAUAAGUCUGUUAAAUAUUUUCUGUUCUGUUACUGUGUGUCCUUUUCUCUCUCUCUCUCUCUCUCUCUCUCUCUCUCUCUCUCUCUCUCUCUCUCUCUCUCUCUCUCUCUCUCUCUCUCUCUCUCUCUCUCUCUCUCUCUCUCUCUCUCUCAUGUUUAAUUAUUGUAACAUUUUAUUUAUGCUUCAGCGUUAUAUUGAUGCUUUGAAAUUACUGACCCAUUUUUUAUAGUGAUUUCCUAAUAGAUACAAUUUAAGCUUAAUUUCCUGUGAUAUUGCUUUUUUCUUUAAAUUUUAAUAAGCUUUACAUUAUUUUCAAGUAUUCUUUUUUUGUUGUUGUUGUUCAUGAACGGUUUUUUUUUCAUCUUUCCGUUUCCUUUCUAUAUUCCGUGUGGGGUGGGCGAGGCAACGCCCCCCCCCCCCCUCCUCUCCCCUGCAACGACACAUGCCCCAUUCAUUGACUGUUUGAUCUUUGGAGUAAGGUCGCAUUUGUUCCCUUGAUUUUAAGUAUGAAUGGUCAAAGAGUCUAGUUAGGUAACAUUCACGCAGGAGGCAGAGGCUUAUAGCUUUAUUAAAGUACAAAAACUACUGUUAACCUUAACACUUUUACGCAUGAAGAUACAAAGGUGAAGGAACAGAGUUUUGUUGAUGGGGCCAAAUGGCGUCAUCUCACAAUAACAGUAUGGAGUAUAAAUUCAUGAAGAGCUGUAGACGAUUACGCACUCAAGUAGGGGAUGGGAGCCAGUAUGAUUGUCUGUGUACUGCCAUAAUAACUAUUCAUUUUAGCAACAUCCAACAAAGAGCUUUCAGGGAUAUGUUAGUCGCGAGGCAGAGGAAAGGAAGUCUGUUUAUGUAUGUGUAAAAAAUAAACUCCAAAUGAAGGACAAAUCAUACGAACUAAACCAUAACUACAUCAUUGAUAUCAUUUAUGGAUGUGUAGAAAUGUCUUGUUGCAGCGAAGAGUAUGUUGUGGAAGACGGUAAUUUACACACACACACACACACACACACACACACACACACACACACACACACACACACACAAAGGAACAGUGAAGAAAGGUUUGGUUGCGUUGGUUUAUAUGUAAGACCAAGGGCUAUAGCACCAAUAAACCUUGCCAUCCGUAGGGCCGUUCACUUCGCCUUCGUGAAUGUAGAAGAACAACUGGACGGCUCAACAGCUGAACAAAUACCAUCCGUGAACACUCCGCUGGAAAACCUAAUGUAACCUAACCCAACGUAUUCAAACCUAAAUAUCCUCCGGUAAACUGCACAACCCAGCAGUAAGUAGCGGGCUUUUUUUUUUUUUUUUUUUACAUAUUGUUUUCUUUUUUUUUACGCCCUUGCACUGUCUCCUCUGUUGUAAAAAAAAAAAAAAAAAAAAAAAAAAAAAAGAAGGAACACCCCAAAAUUUGUCCCUUCGAAGCCUCCGUUUUCUCAGACGCUUCCACCUCUCACGACAAGUAUUUUCAAAGGCCACGAAGGAGAUUGAUCGGGUUCUCACGAGUGUUUUAACGUUCAGUGUGCAGCAGACAUCUGAACUAUCACUAGGCGCAUAAACUACCCAUGGAAAUACCCGGAACAACCUCUACGAAAGCCUUGUCAAACGUGGGUGUGGAAGCCCCGAAAUGUCGAGAAUAUAAACCUCAGUGAGAUGCAAAAAUGUAUUG